This is a messenger RNA of Trichoderma harzianum CBS 226.95, 1290 nucleotides long. RefSeq lists its product as hypothetical. NCBI's taxonomy places the organism in Eukaryota, Fungi, Ascomycota, Sordariomycetes, Hypocreales, Hypocreaceae. The coding region runs from base 143 to 979 and encodes 278 amino acids. The transcript has 3 exons. The record is from RefSeq and is a predicted model, not a curated record.
CUUUUUUUGCCUCGGCAAUUAUACGUUCUUUUUUUUGUUGGGCUUUUUCACUUGGUUUUGUGUUUAAUUUCUCGUGUUUGUUUCUUGUUGCAGAGGAGAAGCGUGAAGAUAGGAGGAAAUAAAGAGAGGCAAUUGCACGGAAAUGUUUAGCCAACACGUUGCCCGUGGCGGGCGCCGCAUCGGCCAGAUGGCUCGAGGUGGCCUACAUCCGUCACUUGCUGCGCUCAGAGGAGCUGCUCAACGACGAUGUUAUGCUGAGGCUGCACAGGCCCCCAAGGGACGUAUCGGUCGAGGCCUCGGGCUGCUCCUGUAUGGCGUCGCAUUCAGCGGCCUCGGAGCAGCAGCAACAUUCUAUUCGAUGGUACAAAAGGGCUUUGCCUCGUUCACCGACGCCGAGUCCGCCAAGCUAUUUGUCCCCGACAGCGACGAGCUGCAACAAAUCGAAGAGACAAUCAACAAACACCCGCUCGUCCAAGAGCUUCGAUUACGACCAGAGUUCAAAGAAUCACGACCACACCUAAAGAUGUCAAGCGAGGUCCGCAGCCGUACUCUCACAGGCGGCGCCCUACAAGGCGACGGCAUGAUCAUGGUACCCCCCGUCGCCUUCAUUGAGGACGGCGGCAAGUCCAUCGUCAGCGUCACGUACAUCGGCGACCGGCUGUGCGGCCACCCGGGCCUCGUGCACGGCGGCCUGCUGGCGACGAUGCUGGACGAGGGGCUGGCGAGGGGCUGCUUCGACGCGCUGCCGCACAAGAUUGCCGUGACGGCGAGCCUGGAGAUCAACUACCGCAAGCCGACGCAGGCCAACAGCUUCCUGGUGCUGCGCGGCAAGACGGUCAAGGUCGAGGGGCGCAAGGCCUGGGCUGAGGGAUGCAUCGAGACGUUGCCUGCGCCGGGCGAGAAGCCGGUCACUUUGGUCGAGGCGAAGGGAUUGUUCAUCUCUCCCAAGUACGCGGCGCUGAUGCCCCGAAUCACCUAAAUGAUACAUGCGGUGGAAUCAUGGCGAGAUGAGAAGACGAGCGUAUAGAAUUGCGACGUUUUUCUUUUUCUUUUUCUCUUUAUUUUUACUUUGCUCUUUUUGACAUUUUUGGAAAGCGACGGCGGGAAUAGAUUAUACUAGAACUGCACAUACUUUAACAGCGAGGCAGUAGGGGGGAUGCUUGUUCGGCUUUGCCUUAGAUGGAGCUGAGCCAGAUGGAUGCUUUACAUGAUAUACCUCUAGUACAUUAUUUUGCAAUCAGUCAAAUACACAUCAAGUACAUACACUUGCAAACGACAAUACAUGUUGAG